AUGGCGAUGAGAAAAAGAAGUGGCUCUGGAUCAAAGAGACACUUAAAAGAGAAGGUUGUACAAAUUUAUGAAUCGUUCUUUCGAGGAGAGGACUUAACGACUGAUAACCCUACUUUUUGGGAUGAAUUCUUUCUUCUGAAGCCAAAAAUACCACAGCUGGAAGCAGAAAUACACAAACUGUCCACAGAACAGCUGAUAAACAUGAAAGAAAGUAUGAAUAUAUUGGUUGAACAGUGUAUAGAAAUGUUGAGACAAGACCAUCAUAUAAGGUUGCUUUAUGCUUUACAAACAUUAAGUGCAUUACUCAUUACUAUGUAUCAAAGACUUGAACCGGAUUCAAACAUAAACAUCAAAACUAUAAUGAUUGGGCAAGAGAAUGCUGAUACUAAAAUGGUGAAAUUAUUUGAACAAUGCAGUAUUAUACUAUCAGGUGAUGUUCAUGAGAGCUUAAAGUCAAUGGUUCUGAAGCUCUUGCUUAUUAUAGCAACUGGAAUAGAAAAUAUAGAUGAGAAUCCUUUUGUGGAGUAUUUCAUGUCAAACUGUUUGUUUGAGCCAUUGAUACAGCUGCUUUGUACCACUACAGAAAGGCAACAGCAUGGUUAUGAUGUAGUUAUGUUACUGAUGUUUUUGAUAAACUAUAAGAAGCAUGAAUCAACAAAUCCAUAUGUUGUUAAACUUUCUAUAUUAGAUGAUGAACUGGCUUUGAAUGGCUAUGGCCAAGUAAUAACGACAGCUUUGAAUGACUAUGUAAUGUCAGCAUUCGGUGGUAUGCAAGGCAACGGGGGUGGAGGUGGUUGGUUGUCAUCUCUAACUAGUAUGGUUGGGGGUAUAUUCCUAACAAAUGAUGAACAACAACCUUUAGCCAGGGGACAAAGGAACAAUGGCGCCGAAGAAGGAAUGCUCCUGGCUAUGUAUGAGGCUUCGCAUUUAAAUCGGAAUUUUAUGACGACUUUGGCACAUUCGUCUUCAACGACGGCGUCGUCAGCGCCACCAUCGCCCCCAGCAACGUUACCGCCUCACCAGAGUCCACCGAACCUCGCUCAAAUACAAGCCCUGGACAAUGAUCAACCAACGAAUUUACUAGUCACAUUCUUUCAGUAUUGUUCAAUCAUAAUGGCGGACACGAGGAGCGAAAGUAGUAUUAACAAAUGCAGUCUCUGUUUUAUCACUUUAACGUGCAUCGUGGAGGACCAAUUUGCUAAUUCAAUUAUGCACGACCAAAACCUCACUUUUAAGGUACAAUUAUAUAGACUUCCGAUGCGUCAUAGGAAAAUAGUUCUUGAGGAACCACCGUCACAACCGUUGGCGUCUACUUUAAUAGAUCUUUUAGUCGAGUUCAUAAUGUGUCACCUGCUGAAGAAGUUCCCCGGCGAACUGUACAGCCUGUGCGUGGGCGUGCUUCUCCGGCUGCUGAGCUACCAGAAGCGGUGCAAGGUUCGUCUGGCGCGAGACUGGCGCCCUCUGUGGGCCGCGCUCAUAGCGCUGCUCAAGUUCUUGGUCACCAAUGAAACGGCGUUACUGAAGCGACACAAUAUCUUCAUAAUGGCACAACAGGUGGUGAACAUUUUCAACUUAUUUAUAACAUUGGGCGACACGUUCCUACCCACUCCGGCAUCGUACGAUCAAUUAUACUACGAGCUAAUUAGAAUGCAUCAAGUUUUCGAUAAUCUAUUUUAUAUGGCUCUGCGGUACUCCACCGGCGACGGCGAAUAUAAAGCCGAAGCUUUGCGACUGGCCAAUUGCUUAGUGAACGUGCGCGCCAUCAUCCAGCACUUCUCCGUGAAGAUAGAAGCGUGGCUCGACCAACAGAAUCUGUCGACUCCCUCCGAGGAGCAGAUACUGGAAGUGGUACGCAAGAACUACGACAGCCUGAUACUGAAGCUACAGAAGGGACUCGAGAGCUAUGAACGCUAUUCGGAACAAGAGCACUGGCCGCUGCUGGCGAGGACGGUGCGGGCGGCGCGGAGGCGGGGGGACGCCAGCGCGCUGCAGCAGCACUCCGCCGCCGCGCUCCACCACUACACUGCCGCCCCGUGAUGAGCCCCGGGACACUCCCCGCCCGGUCAGACGCUAACGUAAUCGGGAGCUCUAUUUAACUGGUCACCGGUGUCCUACGUGGCGUACUGAAGUAAUUAUCUCGACUAACCUUAACCAAUAGGUGAGCUCACGGGGCACAAACCUGACGAUGUUGCUAACACGAACCUUACGGAAUCGGAUCGGCAACGCGACCCACUGAGAAGAUCCGGCGAGAAACUCAGUGAGCUGUGUCUAUGGGGAAACAUAUUAUUGUGGUUUAAAGUAAAACUAAAUUUAUCUAAAACAUUAAUGAACUUUAUCGUGAAAGUUGUAAUAAAUUUAAUUUAAUAUAGCAAAUAAUAAAUAAUGAGGUCAGUGUGUCAAUCAAAUAGAAUAAUUUAACUUUGAUAGUAGGUGUGUUUUACUUGUCGAAGAUUGAUUAUUUCACUCACAUUAUCAUCAAAAUGCGAUAAUAAUGUAUUUGGUUGAUUCAAUGUAUAGGUUCUAUUUAUAAAUCGGGUUGGACAAUCGACUCAAAACGCUACUUACAGGUUUCGUUCUGCUGUGACGUCACAAGUCUGUGAGGCUAAUGGAGAAGACAAAAAAUCUCUUAUUUUUCAAAUUUGUCGUUAAAACAGCAUAAUGCGGCUAAAUGCAAACUUCAUUUUAUGUGACGUCAUUCGGGGCCAUAUCACGAGCUAAUCAUAGAAUAUACAUUAAAAUACAUCAGUUUCUAGGUAAAAUAUAAAAAAUAUAUAUACAUAGUUGUUUUAAAAUAUAUUUACCAUUAAUAUUUUACAAAUUGCAUUUG
This is a messenger RNA of Bombyx mandarina (wild silkworm), 2827 nucleotides long. Its product is annotated as armadillo-like helical domain-containing protein 3. Gene Ontology annotation, cellular component: cytosol. NCBI's taxonomy places the organism in Eukaryota, Metazoa, Arthropoda, Insecta, Lepidoptera, Bombycidae. The record is from RefSeq and is a predicted model, not a curated record.